GCUUCUUCUCCAGGCUAAGGAAGAAAAACUGAAAAACCUGGAAAUUUUACUGGGACGAACUUACAUAUGGAGUGCUGUUCACUGGAAAGCAAGAGAGGUUGUUGGAUUGUCAAUACGCCAUUGUGUGAAUUAAAUUCCUUUAGCCGCUGACCUCAUUCCCAGCAAUUAUUUGUACCGAUUUCGACUCGGGUUUUCCCCCUCCUUUGAGAUGAAACCAAAGCAAACUUAUCAGGUUUUCCCAGUUUUGGAUAAAGUUCCAAAUUUUUAGUGUUGUCAAUGUUGGUAAUACUGACGGUCCCUCAUUUUAGCCAUAUCCAUCUUAUAAUCCAUAUUCAAACUUGUAAUCUGUGUUGCGGGACUUCCCUUUUUUCGUUUUUAAAUUUCUUACUUAAUAAUUUCACCUUGAUAUGAGUUGAAUCUCGUUUUGUGCUAAUUUCAACUUUGUAGAUGACAUUGCACUCUAUGUUGACAGCAUGUUCCUUUCGCUAGAGUGUAUUUUUGAAGUUAUUUUUUUUAUCCUCUCUUUAAUUAAACAAGAUUGAGAUACCUCCACCCUCUCAUUGUGGUUAGUAUGAAUCAAUCUCGCCAAAAAAAAAAAUGGGGGAAAAAGAGGAGGCUUUUGUUAUUGAUAGUAAUAUAUUCACCAAUUUGGCAGCACUUUUAAUGUACCAGAAUGAUUUUUUGUUUGGACAAAUCUUUAAAACGGAUCUAUUUUGAAAUAAUAUUAGAAAAAUCGACCUAUUUAGACGAAAAUUAGCAAAAACGACCGUCUUUUGCCCACGUCAGCGCAUCGUGGGUAGAAAACGGUUGAUUUUGCUAAAGGAAUUUUUUAAAUAUACAUGGGACUAGUAGCCCAGUGCAAUUAGUGGGUCUAAUUCAUCCCAAACAGUGCGCACGAGACUAGCAGUCUCGUGUUUUGGGCAAAGACAUUCAACCCAAAAUGAUUUACAUGGGACUAGUAGUCGUGUUUUGGGUUAAGACGUUCAACCCAAAAUGAUUUUAUCGGGACUGCUAGUUGUGUUUUGGGCAGAAACAUUGCGGUGGAAAAAUGAUUUACAUGGGACUGCUAAUCUCGUGUUUUGGGCGGAGAGUUUGCAGCUCAAAAUGAUUUAAUUUCUGGGCCAAAAUCAAAAUGCACGAGACUGGUAGUCCUGUGAAUUUCUUAGGCAGUUCUCAUGUGCACGUUUUAUGUGCAUGUGCACUUGUAAAAAUCCAAAAACCAUCUCUAGUUCUGUAUUUUCUAUACAAAUCCAAAAACCGUCUCAUAUCGAUACAUUUCAUAAUAAAACUAACACAAACCAAAUUUGCAUUUCCUGUAUAAUGACACACCACAAAUUCAUUUCUAAUUCCCACCGCACAUCAUACCACAAACUCAUUUACAAAUCCAAAAACUGUCUCACAUGGAUACAUAUCUUAAUAUAACCCCCUUCUCAUUCCACCACACACAACAAUAAAUAACUUAGCACAAAUAGUUUAAAGUAUACCUCACGUACUCUCUCGAUACAUAUUGGAAUAAAGCCAAGACACAAAUAAUAUACUCCGUAAACUUUGUCUUGUAUCUCGGACAUGUCCUUGUCCUCCUUCUCCACGAUCCCGAGCUUGGAUGAGUUUGUUACUUGGUUGCGUUUGUGGUUGGGACGCCUACAUGUUGCGAAGGUCUAGCUUCAUCGUUAUUCGGUUGAUUUUGUUAUUCGAUUGCGUUUGUGAGAUGUGAGCUGUGGACGAGAGGUUGGUGGACUCAGAAGCGAUGGUGGACUCUGAGGUAGCCUUGGAUGUGAGCGGUCAAGGCAAGAGGUGUCGAUUUGGGGGCAAGGAGAUAGGGAUCAGAGAGGUUAGGGCACGAGAAGGGUAAGAAGGAGAGAGAGAGAGAGUCACAAGGUGUGAUGAGGAAGAGAGUCAUGGGCGGGUGUUUAUAUAUGGGGGAAAAGUAUACAGCACUGCUAGUCCCAUCUAAUUCUUGCUACCCGUCUAAUUCUUGCGCGUAGCGCUUCAUAAUUACACGAGACUACUAGUCCCGUGUAAUUUAUAACUUAUUUUUGCGACUUUGAUCUCUUUUUGGCUAGCUGUGAUGAGCUAGUCAAAAGGAGGUCGUUUUUGCUAAUUUUAGUAUGAAUGUCAAUUUUGCUUAUAUUGUUUUAAAAAAGGUUAAUUUUAAAAAAUUCUCCUCCUUGUUUUAACUUUCUACCUAAAGUUCGUCAGAGCCUUACACAGACCGUCAGGCUGUACUCAAUAAUUAGACUUCGCUACUUCUGAACGUGUGUGAAUGAAAUCAUCCGAGAUUAGUUUGGUGUGAUGCACGAAAAAGUGUUGAUCUCCGUUAGUAAUGUAGAAGGUUCAUCUUCAACUGACGCGAAAAAGUGUUGAUCUCCUUUUGCAUUUGCACCAAAGUUUGGUGUGAUGCACGAGUUUUGUGCAUCAUGCCAACUUUUUUUUUAAUGGUCAACUCGUUACCAGAAUGAAUCACGAAAAGCUAUAUGAACUGCCUAGAAGAAAAGGUUUAAUGCUGGAGCUUUCGAGAAGUGUGUUUUGUGCAGUACAGAGUACAAGCGUCAAAGCAUCUUCAAAGGGUGUAGACGGUGGAAGGUCGGCCGUCGAUCUGUUUUGGUUUUUUGAAAAAACAAAAAUUAAAAAAUAGUGCAGGGGUAGCUGUCAUCCAUUAUUGUUUUAUGGGCCCACUGUAUUGCUUCCGAUGGCUUUGUUUUAAAAUUAUCAGAAUCGUUUAUUUGCUCUCAUAAACAAAAAAGACAAAAAAGAAAAAAAAGAAAAAAAAAGAAAAAACAAAGAAGAAAAAUUUGUGCGUGAUAUUUCUGGAUAACCAACUGAGCAUAAAAAAACAUUGAAUCUUUUGGUAAGUUCAGACGCGCAGGAAAACAAAUGAGGAUACAUUACAAACAAAAUAUAUUGCAGUUGAGACAUGACUGUCACAAUCAAUUGUACAAUUAAUAAUUUGGUUAUGCGUCCAUGUAUAUCAAUCUCCUGAUUAAAUUAGUGUAAGAAUUCUGUUAUUAUCUCGUAAUUUAGUUACAUCCCACCUUUCUAGAAUCCACAGGUACCCACCCGUUUCAGUUUUCCCCUUAAGUAAUUACGGAUUGUUAGGGAGACGUUAGCAAUAAAAGCCAUUGCUAAGUUUUUGGUGGAAAUAAACAAAAACAAAAACGAUUCCAACUAAAAUUAGAGUAAUUAUGAAUAACAAGCUAGUAAAAAAAUCUAAUAAACUAUGGGAGGUGACCUCAUCCAGGCUCUCUGUCCCAAGCUCACGGGCAACAACAGUGAGAAUUUAUGUAGCUCGUCAGUACCCUGUCAUUUUUCCUCGCCUCGUGCCAAACAAAUUUUAAAGCCCAGCCCUGGCUUUCGCCGAUACGCGAAGCUUUGCCUCUCAGUAUAAACCCGAUCUUUUAUUAAUGCUUUUAUUUUGGCUGUGGGUGUUCGAGUGGAGCAUGGUUGGUAAAUAAAAGAUUUAAAACAUCAAAUAAUAAUAAAGUAAAUGUGACGUAGCAUUCAUUAUCCAUGCCUGGUUUGUUUACACUAAUCCUAUUUUUGGUCGGUAACAGCACCUUUACCAUUUAUUUAUAUGUCUACUGCUCUGCUCUGGAUCACUGUAGUGUAACCUCAAAGCCUGAAACAAGCCGAGAGGAGGCCAUGAGGAAAAGAGCUGCAUACAGGGGUCACAUCUUAUAAAGGCAAAGAAAAUCCCUCCCCUUCUUUCUUUUGAUUUCUUCAACAAUUACUUCGAGUUGGGUUUGUAUAGUUCUUUUUGUGUUGUUCUUCACUCUUCUUCGUCUAGCUGGAACUACUAACCUGCACUCGUACUUCAGCAAUCUUUUUUCAACGUGUUAUGUUUCUUAGGUAGGGGCUUUCUUCUUGUUUCUUUUUGCUUGGUUAAAUCAGCAAUUUUGGGUCAGAUUUCCACAGAGUUUUGAUUAAUGGGUGCUACCGUUUGGUACUUUCCCUUGUUAUUCUUCACUACAAUUCCAUUAACCUAUGCUUUGAACUCUGAUGGAGAGUCCUUGCUUUCCCUUGCCAAGAAUUUCAAGCUUCCACCCUCCAUUAACUCCACUUGGAACUCUUCAGACCCAACUCCAUGCAAAUGGGUAGGAAUCCGUUGUGAUAGGUUCCACAAUGUGAUCUUUUUAAACUUGCCACAAAGUGAAAUCUCUGGUUCAUUAGGACCAGAGAUUGGGCUCCUCAAACAUCUCCAAAUACUUGAUCUUGGCAACAACAGCCUCACGGGUUCGAUCCCGUCUCAAUUGGGCAAUUGCAGCUUUCUUAGAUACAUUGAUCUUUCUGUCAAUUUGUUCACUGGUGAGCUUCCUGGGUCUCUCGAGAGUCUCAAGAGAUUAUCCUAUUUGUCCCUUUUUAGCAAUUUCCUUGGUGGGAAGAUACCAAACUCGUUAUUUCAGCUUCGGCGUCUUGACACAAUCUUUCUCAACCAAAAUAAUUUCACUGGUCCUGUCCCAAAUAGCAUUGGAAACUUGACUCAACUCAAAAUCCUUUGGAUGAGUAACAAUCAGUUAUCAGGGUCCUUGCCUGACUCCGUCGGAAAUUGCACUAAGUUAGUCGAGCUCUAUCUCGAUCACAAUCAGCUCACUGGGCCACUUCCAGAGACCUUAAACAAAAUCAAAGGCCUUACCUUCAUGGAUGCCAGUAGUAAUUCUUUUACCGGGAAGAUUCCUAUGAUACCAAGCAGUUGUCAGGAUCUUCAAGAGUUGUAUGUGUCAUAUAACCAAUUUGAAGGGAAUAUCCCAACUGGGUUAGGAAAUUGCAGUAGUUUGACAUCGUUCGAUGUAGUUAACAAUAAGUUAUCAGGAGAAAUUCCAUCUUCUAUUGGUUUACUGACCGAGCUUUCAGUUCUUUACUUGUCUAUGAACUCUCUGUCAGGCUCGAUUCCUACUGAAAUUGGGAACUGCACAUCUCUGACGGAUUUGCAACUGUAUCAAAAUCAGCUACAAGGGGCCAUUCCAAAUGAAUUGGGCAAGCUGACUAACUUGCAGAGUUUAUUUUUGUUUCGGAAUAAUCUGACAGGAGAGGUUUCUAUUGAUAUUUGGAGGAUCCAGACCCUUGAGAAUCUUCUCAUUUACAGCAACAGUCUCUCAGGGAAGCUGCCAUUAGAGAUAACUGAGCUAAAGAAUCUAAAGAACAUCUCGCUGUUUAAUAACAAGUUCACUGGAGUCAUCCCUCAAGGCUUAGGGAUCAACAGUAGUUUAGUUCAAAUUGAUUUCACUAACAAUAGUUUUACUGGGGACAUUCCUCCUCAUAUUUGCUUUCAGAGAAAGUUAGUGGUUUUUAACCUUCCAUUCAAUUUUCUGCAAGGAAGCGUGCCUCUUGAUAUUGGGAACUGUUUGACUUUGAGACGGCUAAGAAUUGAUCAUAACAACCUAACUGGUUCUCUUCCUGCAUUUGGGAAAGGUUCAAGUUUGGUAUAUAUGGACUUGAGUGUGAAUAAUUUGAAUGGCUUUAUCCCUCCAACACUUGGAUACUGUGAGAAUCUCACUAAGAUUAAUUUGUCAAGGAACAGACUUUUUGGCCCUAUACCUCGAGAAAUUGGCUAUUUGGUUUGUCUUCAAGAAUUGAAUGUCUCCUACAAUGGUUUAUAUGGUCAGCUUCCACAAGAAAUUUCACAGUGCUCCAAUCUAUUUGCUUUGGAUGUGGGUUCAAAUUCUCUAAAUGGUUCGAUUCCUUCAAGUCUAACUAACCUAACUCUUCUCUCUCGGUUGAUUCUUGAAAGGAAUAAGUUCAGUGGAGGAAUUCCAGGUUUCUUAUCACAAUUCAAAAAGCUUCUCGAGCUAAGACUUGGAGGAAAUUCUUUCGGAGGUACUAUCCCUUCAUCUUUGAGUACAUUACAGAAUCUUGAAGCUCUAAAUCUUAGCUUAAAUGGACUUGUUGGAGAGGUCCCCAAUCAGCUUGGGAACCUGAAUAGACUGCAGAGUUUGGAUUUCUCUCUCAACAAUUUGACAGGAAGCCUUAAAUCAUUGGCUUAUCUAAUUUCGUUACUCGAGGUGAAUGUUUCUUAUAAUCACUUCACUGGUCCAAUACCAGAGAAAUUAAUGAAACUUGUUAUCUCCAAUCCAACCUCUUUCUUGGGCAAUCCCGAUCUUUGUAUCUCUUGUCAACCUGAUGAUUAUUCAUGCGUAAAGAUUUCUCCUUUAAAACCAUGUAGUACAUCGAAGAAAUCAAAAGGCCUCAGCAAGCUUUAUGUUGUGGUAAUAAUUAUUGGCUGUUCACUGUUGUGUUUCUUGGUGUGUCUUGUGUUGGGUUGUGUACUACUAAGGCUUAAAAGUGGCGAGCCAGAGGAGAGGACGCCUUCUUUGCAGCAAGGGUUAUCUUUAUUACUUACCAAAAUUAUGGAGGCAACCGAUAACUUAAAUGAAAAGUAUGAAUUGGGAAGAGGAGCGGAUGGAAUAGUGUACAAAGCUUCUCUAAGCCCCGAUAAAGUCUAUGCGGUAAAAAAGCUUGUUUUUGAACCUCAGAAGGAAUCAAACAUGAGCAUGAUUAGAGAAAUUCAAACAGUGGGCAAUAUCAGACAUAGGAAUUUAGUGAAAUUGGUAAACUUUUGGUUAAGAAGUGAUCAUGGACUAAUACUGUACGAGUUCAUGGAAGGGGGAAGUCUUCAUGAUGUUUUACACGAGAUGAAGCCUCCACUGAUUUUGGAAUGGAAUGUGAGAUAUAAGAUUGCACUUGGAACUGCUCACGGAUUGGCUUAUCUUCAUGAAGAUUGUGAUCCUGCUAUUGUUCAUCGUGAUAUAAAACCCAAAAACAUACUUUUGGAUUCGGAAAUGGAGCCUCAUAUAUCAGAUUUUGGCAUUGCGAGGAUCAUCGAUCAAAUGUCUUCUGCCUCCUCUCAAUCUACUGCCAUCGUGGGCACCAUUGGCUAUAUGUCUCCAGAGACAGCAUUUUCCACCCGAAAGAGCAAGGAAUCAGAUGUUUAUAGCUACGGCGUGGUCUUACUCGAACUGAUAACAAGAAAGAGGGUUUUGGAGCCAUCUUUUCCUGAGGACACCGACUUAGUGAGCUGGGUGCGCACAACCUUGGAUUCUAGUGAUGAUAUAGAAUUAGUUGUUGAUCCCAGUCUUAUGGACGAAAUCAUUGCAUCUGUUCAAUUACAAGAACAAGUUCAUGGAGUUCUUCUGUUGGCUUUGAGAUGUGCUUCAAAGGACGUAAGCGAAAGGCCAUCGAUGAGAGAGGUUGUUAAAGAACUAACUGAUAUCACGUCAAAUGCUACUAGUUUGCUGAAAGAGGCAAGGACUGUAAAUGCAAGGGUUGGAAAAUGAGGUCAUUAUCUUGCUCAUUAUUUUUAAUCUAUGCCCAUGAGCAGUUAACCACUAGGAUUAAGAUUAGGCAUAACCUUAGUCUCACUUGGAGCUAUAUAUGUACUUAUUAAAAGCUCAUGUAUGCAUUUCCAUCGGAAAAAGGGCUCGUGUAUGCAAUAUAUUGAGGAUGGAAUGAGAUUGUCUUUUAUAUGAAGACUUUG
This is a messenger RNA of Asparagus officinalis (garden asparagus), 7468 nucleotides long. RefSeq names its product receptor-like protein kinase. The transcript has 3 exons. NCBI's taxonomy places the organism in Eukaryota, Viridiplantae, Streptophyta, Magnoliopsida, Asparagales, Asparagaceae. Gene Ontology annotation, molecular function: protein binding; protein kinase activity; ATP binding. Bases 3924 to 7268 code for a protein of 1114 amino acids. Gene Ontology annotation, cellular component: plasma membrane. The record is from RefSeq and is a predicted model, not a curated record. Gene Ontology annotation, biological process: protein phosphorylation.